AUGGUGCAGUCCUGUUCCGCCUACGGCUGCAAGAACCGGUACCACAAGGAUAAGCCCGUUUCUUUUCACAAGUUUCCUCUUACUCGACCCAAUCUUUGUAAAGAAUGGGAGGCAGCUAUCAGAAGAAAAAACUUUAAACCCACCAAGUAUAGCAGCAUUUGUUCGGAACACUUUACUCCAGAUUGCUUUAAGAGGGAGUGCAACAACAAGUUACUGAAAGAGAAUGCUGUACCCACAAUUUUUCUUUGUACUGAACCACGUGACAAGAAGGAAGAUGUGGAACCACAAGAACAGCCUUCCCCACCUCCUCUAAAGCCUCCCAUUUCCCAGGUGGAUGCUGCCAUUGGAUUACUAAUGCCUCCUCUUCAGACCCCUGAUAAUCUCUCAGUUUUCUGUGACCACAACUAUACUGUGGAGGAUACAAUGCACCAGAGAAAAAGGAUUCAAGAGCUAGAACUGCAAGUUGAAAAACUCAGAAAGAAGCUCAAGACUGCACAGCAACGAUGCAGAAGACAAGAACGACAGCUUGAAAAGUUAAAGGAGGCCAUGCACUUCCAGAAAGAGAAAGACGUCCCAGAGAGAGGUUUUGUGUUUCUCCCAGAAAAUUAUUUUGAAAUAGUUGAAGUACCAGUAUAG
Molecule: messenger RNA, 636 nt
Organism: Pipistrellus nathusii (Nathusius's pipistrelle)
Lineage: Eukaryota; Metazoa; Chordata; Mammalia; Chiroptera; Vespertilionidae
Source: the annotation of a GenBank genome assembly